Messenger RNA from Triticum dicoccoides, 6337 nucleotides. RefSeq lists its product as uncharacterized. The record is from RefSeq and is a predicted model, not a curated record. Gene Ontology annotation, biological process: negative regulation of cell population proliferation. The coding region runs from base 5942 to 6049 and encodes 35 amino acids. The transcript has 2 exons. Lineage: Eukaryota; Viridiplantae; Streptophyta; Magnoliopsida; Poales; Poaceae.
AUAAGGCACAGAUGUGAUCUCUGCACUUACUUAUUUGGCUGACAGAUGUUUACGCAUUUUACAUUUUGUGGACAGAUGUGUACGCAUUCCAGAUUUUGUGAACACCUUACAUAGUUGAUUGACUACUUUUGGAAUCAUUUUCCGUGAAUAUUGUAGGCUUGUAGCUCUUUCAAUUCAGGAUAAACUUUUGGGUUGCCCAAAGUAGCUCUCAAGGUUUCAGUGUUGUGAAUUUUGCAUAAUAUAAGCACAUUAGCAUUGAGUGAUGGCAAUUACCAAGUGCUUUUUCCUAAUAACCUAUACGAUGCAUUCGUAAUUGUGAGUGAACUUCGGCUUUGUUGCUGCUCUAAUAAAUACCUCAUCACUAGGCAAAACCAUAACACCUGGCACGUUGUUCUAUCUCUUAGUCUCUGCACUGACGUAAAUAAUGUCUGUUGUAUGCCUUUAGAUCUUCCAUACAAAAGCACCAGCUGAGUAAGAAAAACAAGUAAAAAUAAUGAACUGUUGAAGGGGAAGUCAACUCAUAAAAUAUCCCCAAGAGCAGUGCACAUAAGUAAAUCCUAUGUGGUUCUGUUCCUUGCCAAGGGGAGCUAUAUUCUGUUGUUCAAAUGUCUCAUGAUCAAAGAACUCUACUGGGCAAGGUCGACAAACCAGAGAGCAUUAAUGAACGCGCUACACCGUUAGCAUCGUCAUUCACAUAGCUUUUGAUGGUUAGGCAGCUAGUCCUACCAUGUAUCUCUGAUAGGCUAGGAAGCUACUUCUAUCAGUAUGUUCAAAAUUGAACAACGCUGGAUAUUCCAUAAGAACUUUUGUUGCUUUACUCUUGUAUGUUGCUGAUCUGUACAUGCUGUUCAUUAAUGAAGAUAGAGAGAUAAUUUUUCACAUGCUUCACAUCAGGUGGCAAUUUCUUACUUUGUAUGAUAUGUUUGAUAUAGCUUCCGUUGUAAGAUUUCGUUUUUUGUUGUUGUUUUCUGUUCCUGGAACAAGGUUUAGCAACAACGGAACUUUAAAUUAUGACUGGUCGUAUCUUCUAACUAAAAACGACAAUAUUGAAACUUUAAACUGUGACUGGUUGGGUAUCUUCUAACUGAAAACAACCGGAAGACCUGAUACAGUAAUUUAUUUGCUAUUUCUUAGCUGUGAAAUGGAUGCCGCAGGGAGAUGAAAAAAAAGGACUAUAAUGAAGCAAACCUCGCAGUUUGCUCUGACUGCACAUGUAGGGAUCCUUUCUUUUAUAACAUACAUGAUACAGUUAUCCUUUAAUUAGAUGAAAAACCUAGACCUCCCUUACCACUGAUGUAUGUACAACAUAAAAAAUCCAAUACAAAGUGUUAAGUUAAAUAGACAGAAAGAUAGCAAUAUUGCAAUGUUUCAUCAGUGGUAGAGUGGAGAAGAGGUUGACUUCACAAUUUGCAAGUGCGCAACUGCACCUUGAUGUCCCAGUUAGCUCUUAGUCUCUUUUUCUUAACACCUCCUGGACAAGAUGGCUCUCCUGCAGGUUUAUAUCAGCCUAAAAAAACUCUAAAUUUUGGCUGAAAUGUUGCAAGACGGAAGACAAAUGCUGGCUGGCGAACGCUUAGUUAGUCAUGCCAACAAAGGAGCCUGUCCAGACAAUCAGAUGAUACAUCCAAGCUUGACACUCUUCCGCUGCUCUAACGAACCUUCCCUUUAUUAUCUUUCCAGACAACAGGAGAUGAUAGACUUAGAGUCAGUCAUGCCAACAGAGGAGCCUCUCUGCUCCCAUGCCUACAAGGCUAAGUACAAAUUAUUUUGGUUGUUAGAGUUUAAAGCAGAUCAUAUGCUAUAAAGGUUUGCUGAUUGAGUCUGUGGAAUUGGUUAGCAUGUGAGGAUCUGGAGUGCCUUUAUAGAGACAGAAGAAUGAGUUCACUCACAUGCAAGUACGCAGCCAAGUUGAAUAAGUUGAGUAUAUAAUUUAGGAGACAGGCUUGUAUUCUUUAUAUAUAUUCUUCUCUCUCCUGGAGUGCAAUCAUUUUGAGAGAUGGAAAUUGGCAAUGGAUUCUGAAACUUAUAACAUGGCUGAAGCAGCUGUGAGUUGAGCAAUGCACCAGACCAUGUGAGCAUCCAUGAUCUCACCAGCUUUUUGUUCAGGCAUUUUGGAUUGGGGCUAGAGGUAGACUUGUUUAAGCUCCUGCUUUUCAUAAAAAGCCUUAUAAUAUCAUGCAAGUUGCACUGUGCAGAAUUAUUUGGUAAUUCAAUUAGAGUUGCCAUACAACACAAGAAUUCAUUUAUAUCAGACAAGGAUGUUCUUGGAUAGAUAAAUAUAAGUGUUUGUACGUUGAGUACUUUUAAGAUCUCUUGCCUUCAAUCUGUCUGACGGGUUGGUAGGAUCUUAUGCAUCUUUGGUUAGUUUUGAGCAACUUUAAUUAUUUUGUUCUUCUGUUGGUUAUUUUGUAGAAGAGCAAAUGAGUUAAAAGCCAGUUCUCUUUAAAUAUUGAAGAAUCUGAUCUUGUUUCCUUAGAACUUGCAGAGGAGGCAUAUUGUUCCCGACUUAUCUAUCCUCCGAGCAAUUUUGUUAAGCUGCACACUUGAGAAUAUGCCAAUUUAUCCAGAAUUGCUGACUGUGAUAUGUUCUCUUCAUUUAUGCAUGCACUGGUCUUGUUCCACUUCAAUUGGCAACCCAUGCAACUAUGUACAGUUGUUGCCUAACUGAUUGACAAACCGGUUCACCGAAACAAUAGUAGGGCAAGAAUGGAGAGCUAUAUGAAGAAGGGUUGAUGAACUCUAUGAUCUUUUCACUGCUGUAGUAAUGGGACCUGUCUGGUCUUGUCUAGCACUAUUUCUGUACCGCAACAACUUAUAAUUUCCCGACCAUACACAUGGUUGUCUAUUACCUUGAGAGACCAUCAUUUGAAAUCUUCCUCUCUUUCACUAGAUAAAAUAAAAUAACAUAAAUUUGAAGCCUUCCUCUGACGGGCCUUAUAUUCUCAUUCAUAGCUUGGGCACUGGAUUCUUAAUGGUGGAUGCUGAGGAGAGAAAUGUUGACAUCAUCUGCUAAUGGCUAUACUGAAGGCACAACUACACACCAAAAGUGAAUUCUUCAUAUUGUGCGAGUUCACGUUGCCCGUUCGUGACUAGUUGCAUGCCGGGAUUUGUUUGUACACUUCCUCAUGCUUUAUCCGCCCCGAAUAGGAGAAAUAUUGGUACAAUGGAGGUUUAUGAAGAGAUGGUUCAAUACCUGCAUACCUCCAUUGAUAUAUGUGUUACUCGGUAAAAAAUGUAUUUUAUCUGCAUCUUUGUGUUGUUCUUUUGAAUGCCCAUAUUUUUUUUUGAAAGGAACAAAUUACCUUACCCAAAAACAUAUGCUGUAUCAUUUGAAAAGUAUUUCUGUGUACCUCAAAUUGUGAAAAAGGCACUGUCCGGUUUGUUGCAAAAGAAUAGUCAUUCGAAAUUUAGGAUAAAUGGAGAAUAAUCUAUAUCUGAUCACAUCCAGAAAAUUAGCUAUAGUGGUAGUAAUUUUAUUUUCAUUAUCAAGUAUCCAGUUUAUUUAGGUGCACAUUAUCUAAUAUUCUAAUGCAUAUGUUGAUUCUACUCUUAUAUGGAAAUGGAGGGCUAAGCUGGGCAAAAGACAGAUUGACGAGUGUGUGUUCAUUUUUGGCUCAGUUUUAUCUGUUUAUUCCCUAUUCGAUACCUUUUACUGAAAGUGAUGAUCUUUAAAUAAUGUUUCUUGUUGCUCACAUGUGCAUUUUGUUUUGCUCCCUAAGGUGUUUUUUAGGACUGUAAGUCUUUAAGUUCAUCAUUGUUAGUGAGAAAACAACAAAAUGAUUACUGCCUCAGUUGCCAGCCUAGCUCAUUAUUUAUUACUGCUAAUAUUGUUAUUAGCUAAGUCGUUGUCCCCUAAUAAGGCCUAUGUUCAUUGCAUCUGCAGAUUUUGUUGUGAUAUUUCAUGGUUCCCAACAUAAGCAUUGUGUUGUUGAGAUAUAUGUUUUGAGUGUGGAAUUUGUUUUUGUUGAGUUCAUGAAUUCUACAUGUUAUGCUAGGAUUGGCUUUGUUGAAGUGUUGAAGCACUAAAAGUACUUGUUCCAAGGCAAGUAGUACUUUACUUUUCCCUAACUAGUUGCAGUUGACUUAGUUUAAGAUUAUUCUGCAGAUUGUAAGCCUAAAAAAUAUUAAAAUAUAAAUUUAUGCAGCAAAUAAUGGAGGCACAUAAUUUGUUCAUUCUCCACUAAGCACUUUAAAUCUCUUGUUAUAUUGAGAAAAUUGCAGACUACAAAAAGGCACCUUUUAAAUUAUUAAAAAGGAAGGCCAAGAUCAUACUGAGAUCAUCCUUCAGUUAGGAAGUUUCUUCGUGAUACCCUCAUCUUCGAUCCUCAGUUUUGUUCUAAUAUUACGGCCUCAGUAGCAUAACACAGGUUCAAUGCAUAUGGAGAUUUUCUUCUGAUUUGAUUCCAUCAUACAUGAUUAAUGUUCAGCCCUGUAAUAACUACUGCUUUCCCUUGCAACCUUUUUGUACUUAACGAUGUCUUGUAGUGAUUGCAUGGAUGAUGUUUGCCUAGCUACAGCUGUCGAGUGAAGACGUAUGUGAGAUAGAUAAGUGCAUAGUCUAGGUGCAUAGCCACACAGAUGCAUAUAUAACCCUAGCCAUAUCCUGUGCACACUAAUCUGUUGCUAAUGUCACAAGAUGUGCACACUAGCCAUAUCCCCUGUGUCUCUUCCUCUCUUACAAUGGGGACAUGUAAACGAUAUUUGCGGUAGUUAACGAAAAUAAUUACCUUGAUCUAGGGAACUUAUUGCCAAUAUAGCUGCUGUUUGGGGGAUAAGAAACACAGAUAAUUUAUGGUCUUGUAUCAAGGACCCUGUCAUCUGACUAGAAGGCGAUAGGGGAACUUGGUUAGUUCAUAUCAAUAUGCUAAUUCUGUGAACAGGAAACUUUGACAAAGGUUACUAUCUAGUUUUCAUGGCACUACAAAAGAAAUAUACUUUUAUGUUGCAUUCAAAAUUAUUCAGUUUUUAAGAUGGAUCAACAAAACAACCUGAUGUUUGAGUAAAAUGAUCUGAAGUACGUGGAGCACUCAUAUACUUGACUCCCCACUCAAACAAUUUUCUGAGUCCAAGAAUUACGAUGUGUUCAUAUCCUACUGCUGUCCUAUGCUGCCGACUUGAUUGCUGUCACCAGGAUGUGUAUCAAACAUAGCUGUAAUGACUAAUGGAAGUACCACAUUGGACAUAGCUCCAUCCCACUGCAUGGAAAGUGAAAUCAGACAAGUCUCCUAGAAGUCCAAACUUUAAGCCUAUUGUAGAGCAUUUCAUAAAUGCACUACUACCAGGCGUUAUCAUCUGUCAACAAUAAUUUGAAUUAGUCAGGACUGAGAACUCCAUGCCAGUGCACGGAAAGUGGAAUCAGACAAGUUUCAUAGAAGUCUGAGUUUUACCCCUAGCUUCGUCGUUUGUGUAGAGCAUUUCCUAAUUGCCGAAUCACCAGGUUUUAACACCUGUUAGCGGUAAGCUUAAUCAGUUCUACUCUAUGCAUCAAGGUGACCUUCCUGGAAGUUUCCCUCCAAGCAUUGGUAGGAUAUCUUUUGGAGUUCCUUUCUUGGAGUCACUAAACAACCUUUCAUCUGCCUUUGUUGCAUGGAUGGAUGGAUGACCACUUGAUCUUGUCUGUUUUUACCACUGUAAUUCUCUGGGGUGGUCAUGGCCAUUGCAUACUUUAAGCCUUUUGCUAGCUCCUAAGCUCCAAGCAAGUAGAAUAAUGAGUAGGAUAAGUUUAGGGUCAGAAGUGUGCCUCCUAGUGCGUAAACAAACUGCCUGCAUGUGGGGGGUAUGAUGUCCUUUUGAUAUGGCAUAUCAUCCCUUGUGUGCCUCUAUAUAAAGGCCCCCCCACUCAACAUCCCUCUCAUCUCAUACCACACCAGCCACUAGUCUACAAGCUGUCUGCCUAGCUGCACUCCUCUCUUUGCCUUGCACCAAGCUUCCUGAGCAUACCAUGAAGAUUGGAGGCCAAGGGAAGCUCAACAGGGCUUUCAGAGAGAAGAGGGCUAGGUUCUACAUCUUCCGCCGCUGCGUCGUCAUGUUGCUCCGAUGGAGCGACUGAUGGGUCUCCAUGGCGGCUCUUGUUUUUUCCUUCCAUUCUAGGAUUUUCUUUUUUGGCACAGCCAUUUUUUCAGGGUUAGAGUAGUUUAGGUGUAGUUGCUCUGUAUAGGCUAGACUUCAUUGUUUGAGGUCCUUUUUUCUCUCCAUGGUUGCCUGCUGUCACAGGCAAAGGGGGAGAGAUCCAACUCAGUAGUCUGAGACUGUCAUCUUCUUGUACGACUGGAGAAAGAUUGAUGUGAAGAUCAUUUCUUACCUGUGCUUCAACUUGAUGUUAUACUGUUGAUGAUAA